Oldenlandia corymbosa var. corymbosa is the source of this 4626-nucleotide messenger RNA. NCBI's taxonomy places the organism in Eukaryota, Viridiplantae, Streptophyta, Magnoliopsida, Gentianales, Rubiaceae. The record is from the annotation of a GenBank genome assembly.
CAAGAUUUACCCUUUUUAAUUAUAUUAUUAUACAUUUUUUAAGUAGGGAAAAAAAAAAAAAAAGAAAUGUCUCAACUGGUUGGUGGAAAAUAGUACACCACAGCAUCACAUCAGCAUAUAGCCCGUAGGUUGGCUGAAGCAAUAAAAACUUACCCCUUUUCCUAGACGUUUCUUCAUUCUUCUUCCUUUUGAACAGAGGAGGAGAACAAGUAUUAUAAGAUUUGGCUCUUACCUCUGACCUUUCCUCCAUCUACCUAGUCGAAAUUUUUUUUUUCCUUUGGGGUUUGGUUCCUUGAAUUCUACUCAGUUUUUGGUCCUUUAGAUUGAGCUGUUUGUAAAUUUUUGAAGAUUUUUGGAUUGGGAAUGGCUUCCCUUCAUGUUUCUUGCCCUUCAACCACUCUUCAUCGCUCAAAUGCACUAAAGAGUUUCAAGUUGGUGAAUGGACUACAUUUUGGAACUAUUUAUCCUGCAAGUGGUUUUCCUUCUGAGGCUCGACUGAGUGGCAGAUCUUGCUUUCAAAUUCGGAGGGAUGGUAGAAUUAAGUCUGUACUGUUAUCUGAUGAAGGAGACCUCCUUUCUCAAACUAACGGUAUCAGUGGCAUAUCUUCUGGAAUUGAGAUACAGCCUGAUUCUAUAUACUUGGGAACUCUUGCAGCAGAUAUGCCCCCUGCAAAUGCUGGAUUCCCAUUAGAAAAUGGUGAAUCUGAUUUGGACAUGCCUACUGAUGGCUUCUCCUCCAUUCCAGCAGCAAUCGAGGACAUCCGCAAAGGAAAGUUUGUAUUGGUGGUUGAUGAUGAAGAUAGAGAAAAUGAAGGAGAUUUAAUAAUGGCAGCCUCAAAGGUUACACCAGAGGCUAUGGCAUUUAUUGUAAAGCAUGGAACUGGCAUUGUUUGUGUGAGUAUGAAGGAAGAGGACCUGGAAAGAUUGAAUAUUCCUUUGAUGGUAAACAGCAAAGAUAAUGAGGAGAAACUCAGCACUGCCUUCACAGUUUCAGUAGAUGCCAAACAUGGUACAACUACAGGGGUCUCAGCUCGUGACCGGGCAACUACUAUACUGGCUCUUGCAUCCAAAGAUUCGAAGCCUGAGGAUUUCAACCGCCCUGGCCAUAUAUUCCCAUUGAAAUAUCGGGAAGGUGGUGUUUUAAAAAGAGCUGGACAUACAGAAGCAUCUGUAGACCUUGCCAUGCUUGCAGGUUUGGAACCUGUUGGAGUUUUAUGUGAGGUUGUUGAUGAUGAUGGGUCAAUGGCAAGACUGCCUAAGCUUCGGCAAUUUGCUAAGGAGGAGAACAUUAAAAUUGUAUCAAUAGCUGAUUUAAUCAGAUACAGGAGGAAAAGAGAUAAAUUGGUGGAGCAUUCGUCUGCCGCAAAAAUACCCACCAUGUGGGGUCCCUUUAUUGCUCAUUGUUAUAGAUCUCUCUUGGAUGGAAUUGAACAUAUUGCAAUGGUCAAGGUAUUAGUCUGUAGCUGGGCAUGUGACCCUUUUUUUUUAAAAAAAUUAACCUUAAUCUUCACUUUCUUUCAAGUAGAACAUUGUAAACUAGCUUCUUUGAUUAAUCCACUUUGUGGUAAUCUGAGAACAAGACUCGAGGGCGUCGAUCUGGUACAUUUGGAAAGAUUGCACAGACAUUGACCUUGAUAAUUUUAACAAACUUUUUUAUCUCUACAGGGUGAUAUUGGUGAUGGAAAGGAUGUUCUUGUACGGGUACAUUCUGAAUGCCUCACGGGGGACAUAUUUGGUUCCGCCAGAUGUGACUGCGGUAACCAGUUGGCACUUGCAAUGGAACAAAUAGAGGAAGUUGGCAGGGGAGUCCUGGUAUACCUUCGUGGUCAUGAGGGAAGAGGAAUUGGUUUAGGUCAUAAGCUUCGUGCUUAUAAUCUACAAGAUGCGGGGCGUGACACUGUGGAAGCAAAUGAAGAACUUGGUUUGCCAAUUGAUUCAAGAGAAUACGGAAUCGGUGCUCAGGUAACCUCCUCGGACAUUUUGGCUGAAUCUCAUGUUAAAAUUUGUCCUUGUUGAUAUUGAUAACCUGAAAAUGUUAUUAGUGAACAUAUAAAAAGAUAAACUGCAAAUCCUAUUUGUCUGUUAUAUUCGGAUUGUUUUUGGGAUGGUUUCUGGUGAAUAUUAUAUUUUUUUCUCAUUGGUGGAUACACUUUCAGUGAUUAUGUUAAAAAAGUUUCAUCAUUUUGUUUGUUUAAGGUGUGAUUUAUUUACUUCUCGCCUGCCACGAAGACACUGGUGAACUGUUAUUAACAUGUGUGAAGGAUUGCUGUCCUUCAUGUUCCUUUUAACCUAUUGUUUUCUACAGAUGCUUCGGGAUCUUGGAGUGCGGACGAUGAAACUAAUGACAAACAACCCUGCCAAGUAUAGUGGUCUCAAGGGAUAUGGGUUGGAAGUGGCCGGACGUGUCCCUCUUCAAACUUUUGUUACAAAAGAGAACAAGAGAUACCUAGAAACCAAACGUGCCAAAAUGGGUCAUAUCUACGACUUUGAUUCCAAUGGAAUUCCAAAGUUAAUCAGCAGCAGUAACGGCAAACCUAUCUCUGUGACCCCAGCUGAAUCCGACUCGUAAGCGAUUCAGUUGUUUCCACCGGGAAACCUAUGCAUCAGAUAGAAUGCGCCGACCAGGGGAAAAAGGUUGGCAGUAUCAUCAUCACGAGUCCCCUUUAGUGCCUAAAUAGUUGAUACAGCUGAGAUAAUAUCCUUUUUAUAGUCAUGACUUGUGACCUGUUUAUCUACUUAAAUCAUUUAAGACUGCAAAGAUUUUUUGCUUCUGAUUCUUUUUCCAAAAAAUGAUAUAAGAGCUAGGAUUGGUGCACCGCCACAAAUGUUAGGAAAUUGGUUUAGUGUAUGGAUCUUGUAUGGUGUAAAUAAGAGAACUUGGCAAAAGAAACUUCCUCUUCCUCACUAGAGAAGUUGUGAUUAAUUAUGAUUUCAAUGUUCUCAGUUUAGCUCUCUGUUGAAUCCAUCAUACCCUGACUAUAACUUUAUUGAAAACAUUCUAAGAAAGAAAAGCAUUGCUUUGUAACAAAACAGAGUAGAAAUGUACAAAAGACGGGAAUUUGUUACUAGUGAUUGACAUUUUUGUCAGAUUUAUCAGCCAACAUUGGCUCCAUACUUUCCAGUUGUCUAUUGAACUCAAUCAUUUCUUUCUGCUUCAAGCUUAUCCAUGCUUCAAUACCUGUUCCAGUUUUGCCAUCAAGCAGAGCAACUCCCUCAAAUGGUUUGCUUGCAUGACUUACCCAACAUGGUUUUCCCAUACCAAAAUCGACAUCAUAUACUGGAAGCCUACACCAACUAGUACAAAUGUAAACAUCCACUUCAUUACCAGAAAGAUGACGUUUCUCGAAUAUUUCCCUGCGGGAAUUGAUCAGCAUUGUCGAAAUGUCAUCUGCAGUAGCUAAUGCAAGUUGUUCAGCCGUUGACUUUAUAGUAUCCUGGAUCAAGAUCAUUAACUCCUUCAACUCCAUCUUUUCGGCCCUUUUCGCCUCUAGUGGAACUAGGACUGAAAUCCAGAAGUUCCCGCAGGAAAUCUCUGGCAUGGCGAGAGCUGUUUUACCCCUCAAGUUCAUUGAAAGGGCGAUAUCUGAAUCUCUGGAUCGCCCGUGCUUCGCAAGGGAGACGCCAAUGAGAGCCUUCCAAAUCGAUGCUAAUACCACCACAACUCUGGUUGGAUGAAAAUCAGCCGUCUCUGCCAUCUUUGUUACUAUUGCUUCAUUAAAUAAGAAUGAUUUCGUAAUGACCUGAUCAGCAGAAUUCGCGGCGCCGGGCGGUGGAAACUUGGGGCCAGACAGAAUCCUUGUUGGAAAAACUGAAACAAAGUCAUUGUAACUCGAAAGCUGAGUGCUAAUCACUUGAUUCAUGUCCUUAAGGUCAGAACUGCAAAGGCUAGCCCAUUCCUUGAUGAAUGUGAUCAUCGAAAAAGCAUCUGCAAUAACGUGCGAGACGCGAAGGCCUAACACAAAUCCACCACAUUCAAACUUGUUAAUCUGAAUGGCUAACAGUGGGCUUGUAGCAGAGUUAGCCGCAGGGGGGAAAUCCCAUGGCAAAAAUCUACUCAAAACAUCUGUAUCUGCAGGCUGUUUUUGAAUGAAGCCUAGAAGUUGAGCAUUCACAUUUGCUUCAAAGUACUCAACUCCUUGGUCAGCACAAUGAAUCAAGAGAUCAUCUUUAACAAACCGGCCUGCUAGUGGGUAAAACUUGGUUAGGACUUGGGACAAUGAUUUCUCAAGUAGUAAAGAUAUUUGGACAUUGUUCUUGCCUCUGUUGCAAGAAUCUUCAACAGGCAAGUAAUAAAAGAGAAUGUGGGAAUACAUUGGAGGAGCCAGCUGAUCAAACAGUGAAAGCUUGAAGUUUUGAAGAUGAUGUGGAGUUGAAUUUGAGGGUUUGAUGAGCUUACUGCUCAGAAUAUGGACUUGGAGGUUCUCCAUUAUUGUUGUUAUCUCAAAUCAAAUCUGUGCGUAGCAGAACUUGAAAGAUAUUUAUUUGUAGGGUGUGGAUGAGCGAUGAUAGCUAUAGCGACAAAAUAGACUGAAUUUGGAUAGUAACUAAUGAAAAGACAUUUACACCACACUCACUAUACAUGUAAUUUACACGGGAAAGAUAGGAGUCAUAAUUACUCUACAUCAG